Messenger RNA from Magnolia sinica, 2486 nucleotides. Its product is annotated as putative pentatricopeptide repeat-containing protein At5g40405. Bases 114 to 1970 code for a protein of 618 amino acids. The transcript is spliced from 2 exons. Gene Ontology annotation, molecular function: RNA binding; zinc ion binding; protein binding. The record is from RefSeq and is a predicted model, not a curated record. Gene Ontology annotation, biological process: RNA modification. NCBI's taxonomy places the organism in Eukaryota, Viridiplantae, Streptophyta, Magnoliopsida, Magnoliales, Magnoliaceae.
AGGCAAUCCGCGUCCCCAUUAGCUACAGCAGCAGCAAGUAGAAAACGAGCAAGCAAGCUCAAUGCAGGGGCAGGAAAAUAAAAUGCAUUUCCUCUUCUUCUCGUCUCUGAAAAAUGCCGUCUCUAACAUCUAUUAUUUCCCGACAAAACCCAAAAGUGAUAGAAUUCCUAGAAAUAUGCAACUCUCUCAAUCAAAUCAAGCAAAUCCACGCCCAAAUGCUCGUAACCGGCCUUGUCAACAAUCCUCUGUUCCUUGGGAAAUUCAUUGCUUCUAUUUCCCUGAAACCCCCUCAAAACCUUAACUAUUCCCAUCAACUCCUCAUCCAUCAUUCCCAAACCCCACCUAACCUUUUCACCUUAAACACCAUGAUCAGGGCCCACUCCAAGGGCCCCACACCCCACCACAGCUUCCAUUUCUACCGCCAAAUCCUCCAAUCAAACCUCCCCCCUGACAACUACACCUUCACCUUCCUCGUCCGCACGUGCGCCACGGUCUCCUCACUUGGUGCCGGCCCUGCGGUACAUGGCGCUGUUAUGCGUCGUGGCUUCGGGGCCGAUGCGCAUGUCCAGAGCGGGCUGAUUCACAUGUAUGCGGAAUUGGGUUCCUUCGGCCCUGCCCAACGGCUCUUUUUGGAGAUCGCCCAUCCGGAUUUGGUGACCCAGACGGCGAUGGUGGGUGCCUGUGCAAGCUCUGGGGAUAUUGAAUUCGCACGGGAGCUGUUUGAUGAAAUGCCGCAUAGAGACCCCAUCGCAUGGAACGCAAUGAUCACAGGGUAUGCUCACCGCGGGAAGUCGAGGGAGGCCCUGCAUUUGUUCAAUUUGAUGCAAUUGGAGGGCGUGAAGGUCAACGAGGCAACGAUGGUUUUGGUCCUUUCGGCAUGCGCACACUUAGGGGCGUUGGAUCAGGGCAGGUGGGCUCACGUCUACAUAGAGAGAAAUAGACUCCAAAUGACAGUGACUCUGGGUACUGCACUCAUAGACAUGUACUCAAAGUGUGGCCACAUGACCAGAGCUAUGGAAGUCUUUUGGGGGAUGAGAGAUAGGAAUGUCUAUACGUGGAGCAGUGUCAUGAGUGGAUUAGCCAUGAAUGGUGCUGGCGAGAGAUGCCUUGAGAUAUUCUCUCUAAUGCAAGAAGAAGGAAUUUCACCAAACGAAAUCACUUUCAUCUCUAUUCUUCGCGGCUGCAGUGUGGCUGGACUGGUUGACAAGGGCCGUGAAUACUUUGACUCGAUGAGCCACAUGUACGGACUUGAACCCAGGCUUGAGCACUACGGGUGCAUGGUUGACUUGUACGGUCGAGCUGGACAGUUAACGGAAGCGGCCGACUUCAUCAACAACAUGCCUGUCAAGCCUCAUGUGGGUGCAUGGGGGGCUUUGCUCAAUGCUUGCAGAAUUCAUAGGAAUCUUGAACUGGGUGAAUUUGCAUUGAGUAAGAUUGUUGAGUUAGAGCGUGGAAAUGACGGGGCAUAUGUACUUCUGUCGAAUUUGUAUGCUGAUACUAGGAACUGGGAUGGAGUCAGCAAUGUGAGGAAGCUGAUGAAGGUGAAUGGGGUGAGGAAAGAGCCUGGCUGUAGUGUUAUAGAGGUUGGUGGUGAGAUUCACGAGUUCUUUGUGGGGAGUAAAACACACCCAAGAUAUGGAGAGAUUGAGAUGAUGUUGGAAGAGAUGUAUAGGAAGUUGAGGUUGGCAGGGUAUGUGGCCCAUACAGAGCAAGUCCUGUUUGAUAUAGAAGAAGAGGAGAAGGAGGAUGCUUUGUAUAGGCAUAGUGAGAAGGUAGCCAUUUCAUUUGGGUUGGUUAGUUUGGAUGAAGGUGUGGCCAUAAGGAUUGUGAAGAACCUUAGGGUGUGCAGGGAUUGCCAUGAUGCUACAAAGAUGAUUUCAAAGGUUUUCAAUAGGGAGAUUGUUGUGAGGGAUAGGAAUAGGUUUCACCAUUUUAAGGAUGGGGAGUGUUCUUGUAUGGAUUAUUGGUGAUAGGGUGUUCAAUUUUAUUAUAAUACCAUUUUUUACCAUUUAUUCUUUGAAGGGGAGUUUGCAUCUGAUGCAUUGUCAAUGCUAUUGCUGCAUGUGAUUUUGUAGGCAUCAUAUUACAAUGCCAGUCAUUAGUACCAAGGCCAGCCUCCACAGGCUGAGCUAGGCAGAAUGCAUUGUCAGAUGGGGAGUUUGGCUGGGGCAGCACCAUUUAAAAAUUCAUGACUUAAUCUGCAGAUUGUUGAAUAAUCUGUUCUGGAAAUGUGGAUGCGUUUUAAUACACAAGUUUGGAAUGUUUUCUUGUGAUUGUUGAAUAAUCUGAAAUGAGGAUGGAUGAUGAACACACUACUGCUGCACAACAGCAGUUUGAAUCCACACAUUCUCUAUUAGCACUCACUUUGAGGGUACAAUGUUAAAUUCCCUCUCUCAAUGCUUAGCAUGGGCUUUUUUAUUUUAUAAAUGCCUGUUAACAACUGGAGCUCGGUGCUUUUGUCUUUGAUGUGAUAUAUAUUUUCUGCA